GUGUAGCAGUUAAUAUCGCAAGGCUGCGGAUAUCAGAAAGGCAUUGUUAUUGCUUUUCUUUCCAUGUCUCGCUACUCUUCGCUACACCAAUAAUAAUCGAAAGUGAUUCUUUAUUACCCAGCAUUCCUUAACAACAUGCUGAAGGAGUAGAGGACCGUGCCGCCACUUGGAUAGUAAAAUUAUUUUACGACGGAGAGUCUCCGCUAAUUUGAAUUUAAUGUGGACUGGUAGCAAUUUGUGAAUAAUUGGGAAUGCUCAUUUAGAUAGUUGAUUGCCCAAGUUUUAUGAGGAGAGGGGCAAUUUAACCAGGAUAAUAGCAAUUCGUUUAUUAAAGGAGAUCGAAAAGGGCAUUCAUAUUCCCAUCACAACCGUGAAAACAUCAUCCAACGACAUAGGCCGGCCCCAUAUACGUUCAUUUUAGCGUGUGGAAGAUCCUAAUGGAAUAAUCAAUAAGGGGGUGCUUCAACAUAUACUGCUUCAAUUCGAUGCCUUUCACCUGACGCGGAACAAAAUACACAACCAAUCAAUAUACGUGACGUUUCAUUUCAAGAUAUGACUGAGGAUUAAUUUGAUUAAGGAAACGGAAUGAGUGGAUAAAGGAUUUAAAACUGAAAAUUCGCGAGUAGACUUCACACUUUUUGUGCACAUUCGGUCACCAUUCGUCGUUUUCAUCAGUUAUUAUAAUUUUGUGAAAAUCCUAUUGAACCGAAUACAUAUGAGCAUCAAGAUUAGAAGCCUCAAGAUAAACCGAGCAAAGUUAUUCAACUCUUUUUGUGAUGGCUUUUGGAUACUAAACUGACUUGAAAGUGGUCUUUUGUGCUAUAUUUUAGGGAAAUCCAUUCUAUUUUAAGUUUUUUUUACGAUUGUCUUAAUCUCCAUCACGACGAUUAAUCGACCAUGAAUCCUAUAGAAUAUGAGCAACAUUUACGGUUCAUGCAGCUAUACAAUGCAGCAGUGGCGACUCAAGAGCAAGACUUGGUGUCCAGGUCCUUACGUCGGAUGCGACGCCAUAAUUCGUAUACACACCUUGGGCCAACCUCGCGCAGUUACCCUCCUCCGGUGAGGCGAGCGGACAGCAGCGGCCAGCUGGAGAUCAACCAGAAAGGCAUCAGCAGGACUUCAUCAGAAUCAGGGUACAACUCGAACCUCGAACAUCGACGUCUGUCCCGUUCUCUGGAUCGUGGGCUUACGAAGAGGAGUUCGACCUUGAGUGAUUCAGGGGCCUAUGAAGGCUACCCGAGGGUCCGGCGAGUUAGUGUAAUCCGGAAAGACUCGGAUAUCCGCCCACCGACGCCACCGAUUAUCAAACGAAAAAGCUCAUCAACCCGAAGUAAUGACUCGAUGACUCCUAGUGUUAGGUUCUCAACGGUUGAAGAUAUCAUGGCUGCAUAUGGACACGGUAACUCAUGGAGUGGACGCUACAAGCCGAGACAUUCCAUUGACCGUGAAUCUCAUAUCAGUGCACACUCUAUGAAAGAAUAUGAUGAUAGACAAGGAAGACGAUCAUCUUCGGUGAGUCGUGGCCACGACGAUUUCGACGGUGGACGCCGUUCUUCGCGCGAACAUCGUAAGAAAUCAUCAUCAUCCAGUCGGUAUGGUAGAAGGCCAUCCGUACCAGGUCGGAGAGCUUCGGUGUCGAGUCGGCGAUCUUCGAUUGCAAGCGGAUCUCGGCGGCCCAGUAUCACCAACCGAGUAUCGUACAAUGAUGAACCUCGGGUGUCCAUCGUUAACCCGAAUGGAAUCGAAGGUGCCGAGAUUAUGCAGAGAUUGUCGAGGGUUUCUAGCGAACUGAAGGAAUGGGAGAGGUCGUUGAUUAUGAGCAGAAGGAACUCGGCGCACAGUAGGAGAUCAUCCAACGCUAGCAGGAGACGAUCCACGAGUGGCAGAAGAAGAUCGUCGGUCGGAGAUUCGACUUCAAGCUCUAGUGAUUCCAGUUCUGAUUCAGACUCGGACUCUGACUCCGAUUCCAGUUCAUCCGGAUCGGGUACUACCGACUCGGAUAGUGACAGCAGUUCCAGUUCUGGAUCCGAUAGCGAGAGCGACUCAGAAACAGAUAAUGGCAAAGAAAGAAAAUCUUCGAAUUCCACGAGUGCGAUGCCGAACAAUAACGGGAACGGCGGAAAUGACGUCGCUGACGGCGGUAGAACGGCACAAACAAACGGCGGUAUGGCGUUCGCGAUGGAUGGAGCUGGGCAAUGGGAGAGGAGCGAACCCAACAACUCCUCAAGUCUUUGCGUGAUUCUUUAAGCGAAUGUACUUUACGUUCUGGACUAGGUCUUUAUAUGACUGUGAAACUGAAACUGAAACUUAGGGUCGGUGUAUUUGUACAUCGUCUUAAAGUCGCAGCCGAUGAUGACGUUAUUACGAUUUGAAACUAGGGUUGUUUUAUUCCUACAGGACAUGGACUGGAGAUUCGAUUUCGGAAACAUUUAUCAUUCAGCUUUUAAAGUUGGAAUCUGCAUGUCAAAAGCUACUACAAUUUUUUUGAAUCUCGGAUCGCAACGAAUCGUGUAGUGUGCGUCAGGCUUCAUAUUUUCCUGUGACAAAAUAAUUACAAUUAUAUUUCAAUGCGAUCUGCGUGUAGGUAUAAUAUUUCGAAGUGAAGCAAGGGGAAGAUAAUCGCUUGAAACCAUAACCCUUUCUUUGUUUUAUUGUUCUAUAUCUUAAACUACACAAAGCAAACGAUCUAUACGUUUUUAUCUGAUGAAAAAAAAAUGCUUUACGUACGAGUCCAGAAAUGUACGCAUAUAAUCUUUGGAAAACAUUUCAUAAAUUCUAUCUUUGUAAUAAUUCAAGGCGAUUUUCAAAAUUGUUAUCGAAUUAAUUUAAUGCUUUGAAAUAAGAAAAAAGGAAACAAUCGAUAGUUCGUAAUUAACAGAUACUGUUUUCCUCACCACAUUGCAAGGGUAACCCACCCCUUACGUACUCGACUAUAAUGUGCGUUAUUUAUGAUUGUAUUUCUAAUACACUUGCAGAUAUGAUUAUUACGUGAUGUUAAAUCGGAAUACAUUUUAGUUCGUCCCUUUUAGAGAGUUUUCGAUUUUACGACGCACUACAGAAAGAAUAUAGUAAAUGUAUUGAAAAUGCCCGUCAACCGACCAAGAACGGCUAAGAUGUAUUUGUGGAAAAUUGGUGAACCUGAAUACGGCAGUUUCGUCCUAAUUUUCGGAGCUGACGAAAAAUUGCUGAUUUGUCGUAAGUCCAGAGUUCAGGGCGAAACUGCUGUUUCGAUUCACCGAUUUUCGACAAAGACUUAUUGGUUAUUCUUAGCCUCUUGUCGAGGCCCUGGCGGCUGAUAUUAUACCUAACCCUAACUUGCUCUGCUCGCCAGACCCCUCGCUUAGCUUGGGAUUAUAAUCGACAAUCCAAGAGCAGCCGCCCGGGCCUCGGCAAGAGGCUAGGUUGUUCAUUGUCAUGGAGGGCAUUUGACAAUACAUUUUAUAUGUUCCCAAAUUCGUCGUGCGCUGUGAAAGCGAAAAGUCACUAUUGGGAACACGUAAAAUAACGAUUGCUUGUCGUUAUCCUGUCUUCACUCUGAAGCGAUCUACCCUUUGUCUGCACGCACAGACCCUGGCUUUGAUGAUCAAGUGGGUCUCCACGCAAACACUAGUACAUAGAAAACUUGAUGUUUCAAAUUAGGCUGCACAUUCAGACCCUUAACGCGAGUGAAGUGUUUGCCCAACAAACUAGUCUAUCAUAGACCAACACAUCUUUUAUUUGGGGUUAUUGAUGAAGAGAAUGUUUAGUUAUUAUCACGUGAUUAAUUUAUGACAGUAUUGUAAAGCAAGAUACUUCAAUGUGACAAUAAUAGUUGUACUAACAAUUCCCUUGGAAAAUAAUGGAGAGAACUCGAUCAAUAUUGGUCCAUGGUGGACAUUGUCAACUCAAAUAAAGUUUGUAAUAAUGAGACAUGUUACAGUGGCACCAAUGAAACCGUCUCCAACCCGACUGAUGUUAUGUCAUUAAACAGUAAUGUAAUAAACUAGGUCGAUCUGGGGUUGGUUUCAUCAGUUUGACUAAAGGCCACCGCAAACCUUACGAUUGGUCUGUGACCCGAUUCUUGGAACAAAUCGUCUUUUCCUCAUUAUCUGAAAAUGUGAAUAAAAAUGUAAUCUUUUUAUUUGAGGUUCAAAUUAUAACUGAAAGAAUAUUGAUAUAACAUUUUUUAUGAUUUCAAGCCUUAAUUUUUUUGUAAAGGCAAAAUUAAUUUCAAAUCGUAAACAAUCUUACGAUUUAUAUGACGUCAUUACAACUAGAUAUUACAUUUGCUUUUAUUCUAAUAAGGAUGAUAGCAUGGCACAGAUUUGAAGAAAGGCAUUCGUACGAUGAUUUAGAACAUAACACAGUAAGGUAUGUCAUGUUUCAAUAUUAGCAUCAAAUUCUACUACGUUUUAUUCCAAAAUCGGGUCGCAGAGCAAUCGUAUAGGGUGAGCGGUGGCCGUAAAGCAUCGGAGACAGAUUUUUUUUUUCUAAGGCGGUGCUGCAAGAAAAUAGUUGCAAUCAAUUGCAAAUUUCAGUUGAAAAUUUACAAGUGUAGAUCAAUUUCUGUUUCUGUUUAUGGUAACUCCCGUGGGAACUCGGCAGGACAGCAUUUUUGCUAGUAAACGCCAAGCUGGUAUAAUAAUAAUAAUAUAGGGUAUUUAUAUUGCGCACAUAUCCACCUUGUUAGGUGCUCAAGGCGCUCCUAUAUUACCCGGCUAAGCUAGGCGUUCAUAGCGCACACAGCUUUUUAAGGAAUAACCAAUUAUAACCAAUCAUAUAACCAAUAUAACCAAUAUAACCAAAUAUAACCAAUUACCUAGGAAACAUUUUACGUCUUGGUUAAUCAGUCAUAGUGGCUGACUUUACAGACGACAGAUAUUACUCUUAGGCCUUUUCAUUAAAGUGGAGACAAUGGCAGAGUGGGGAUUCGAACUCACAACCUUGCGAUUAUGAGUCCAAUGCUCUAACCAAUGGACCACACGACCCAUUUGAUUUGCCAUUUCAACUAUGGCAAAUCAAUUCAUACUAGUUAAUACAAGAAACAGAGCAUCGAUCAAGUGCAAAUUUGUGAUUAAUUGCAAGACUUAUGAUUGAUUUGGGACUUAAAAUUGACUUGUAGCACUCAAUAAGAUAAAAUGGUGCAAAACGUUUUAGAUGUGCCUAAAUUUUGAACUCUUUCACCGUAGUUUAUUGAUAAAUGUAUGUGUUUCAUUUAAUGGAAGUUUGUACAGUAUUUUUAUUCAACUAAUUAGUUUGGAUAUGUAUAAAAUCAAUAAAUGGACCUUCAAUUUAAAAUAAAAAUA
Messenger RNA from Lytechinus pictus (painted urchin), 5285 nucleotides. RefSeq lists its product as uncharacterized. The record is from RefSeq and is a predicted model, not a curated record. Lineage: Eukaryota; Metazoa; Echinodermata; Echinoidea; Temnopleuroida; Toxopneustidae. Bases 898 to 2247 code for a protein of 449 amino acids. The transcript is spliced from 3 exons.